UCUGCUUCUUCGCUGUUACUUCCAUCCUACUUGGCCUCCAUUCUUUGCUUCAAGUCUCCCUGGACACACAGGAAUCCCUCACUUGGCUCAUUCUGUUCAGUCAAUUAAUUAAUUAGACAUUCUCCGUGGGUGUGUUGCGAGUGAACCCCCUCAUCUCUCGUUAGUUACCAUUCACUACUUCACUACGUAUUGUCUCCCGCCUCGGGGGCAUGUCUAUCGGGCAUUGUCACAUGGGCCGUACGUAUGUAGGCGGCAUUUCCUGCACCUCCGGCCUCUGACUUCCCCUUCUUUCAAACCCCUCUCUUACUCCCCUUCUGCGUGGUGAGAUCUAUCGAAAAUAGAUUCUCUCUUUGCAGUCGCUUUCUCUCGGAUACCCUCGACCCUUUUCCCUAGGGAGACCAUCCCUGUUGAGUCUGCAGGAUGCAGUACGUCCGCAGCAUCAGUGGUUCCGUCUCGAAGACUUGGAACUCCAUUAACCCAGCCACCCUGAGCGGGGCAAUUGAUGUCAUUGUGAUUGAGCAAGAGGAUGGAACCUUGGCUUGUUCACCAUUCCAUGUCCGUUUCGGCAAGUUCUCUCUUCUCCGCCCGUACGAGAAAAAGGUGGAAUUCUCCGUGAAUGGCGUCAAGCAGGACUAUGCCAUGAAGCUGGGUGAGGGCGGGGAGGCCUUUUUUGUUUUCGAAACGACGGCCGAGAUCCCCGCCUCGCUCCAGACGUCACCCUUGGUUUCGCCCACCAGCAGUCCUAAGAUGCGCAGCGAAGAGAAUCUUUCCUCUUCCUUGUCAGAACCGGAGUACUUAGAUCUUGAUCGAUCUCCGUCGCCAAGUGAUAACCAAGCCGAUGGGAAGCGAUCGGCCGAACUCCCUAUAUUGUCCCGGGGGAUGCGGGCAUCCAGCGACCUGGGUACUCUCACACCUCUUUCUCGAUCACCAGAUGAAUCGAACAUGGGCCGGUCCCGCCACGGCUCUUUCGGCGAGGCGCCUCUCAAGAUCGACCGGAUUGCCACCGAUAGCGUUUUGAUGACAAAAAACCGAUCCAACAGCAUUGGUGUUACGGACCAAACCUACGCAGUGAACGCCGCAGGCGACGAGAAUAGUCGGGAUGACCGAUCCCGCAGCCCUCCGCCAUUGUCACCUGAGGAGCUGAUGUCUCGAGCGGUGUCGCUAUCGAAGAAGUUGUCUGGGUCGAAUAUCCCCUCUCGCGUGACGGAGACUGGCGACUUGAUGCUGGAUAUGACGGGCUACAAGAGCAGCGAGGAAGAUGCUCUGCGGGCGGAGGUCAUUGCUCGGAAGAUCCUGGCCGAAGAGUUGGAGGGCAACUAUGACAUUGGGGCUCUUAUCGGGGCAGACGAGCACGGCAAUCUCUGGAUCUAUAGCAGCGAAGAGGCCAAAGAGGCGGCUGACCGUCGGGCGACAUUUAACGCAAUGCGACCCGGUUCGGCUAUGAGCGAGAAUGCCAUCUCUGAUCCAGGAUACCAUAGCGAUAGUGAUCCAUCCAUUCACGACAAGACUGUGACAGCCCGCCACUAUCGGACUCAAUCGGACGUGCAACCUGGCUUCCCCACGCCACCACAGUCACCCACUCAGGAUUCUCUUGCGAUGGAACCUACGCGCAACUACGCGAAGACAUUACGGUUGACCAGCGACCAGCUCAAGGCUCUGAAACUGAAGCCCGGACCCAACAACAUGUCGUUUAGCGUCAACCGGGCGACCUGCACGGCAAAUAUGUAUCUGUGGAAUGGCAACACGCCAAUUGUCAUUUCGGACAUCGACGGGACUAUCACCAAGUCUGAUGCUUUGGGGCAUGUCCUCAACAUGAUUGGACGAGACUGGACACAUGCGGGAGUAGCCAAGCUGUACACAGACAUCGUCAACAAUGGGUACAAUAUCAUGUACCUCACGAGUCGAUCUGUCGGCCAGGCUGAUACCACACGAGCGUAUUUGUAUGGGGUGCGCCAGGACGGGUACCGACUCCCCAAGGGUCCAGUCAUCAUGAGCCCGGACCGAACCAUGGCCGCACUUCGUCGGGAGAUCUACCUUCGGAAGCCCGAAGUCUUCAAGAUGGCCUGCCUGCGAGACAUCUUGAAUCUCUUUAACGGCAAAGAAAACCCAUUCUACGCUGGGUUUGGCAACCGUCUGACGGACGCGCUCAGUUACCGCUCCGUGAAUAUCCCGUCUACACGAAUCUUCACGAUCAACUCCAACACAGAGGUGUCCCUGGACCUUCUCAGUUUGAACAAAUACAAGAGCAGCUACGUCUCGAUGGGAGAACUGCUCGACCACUUCUUCCCGCCAGUUAGUUUGCUGGUCCAGGCUGGUGGCGAGGAAUACACCGAUUUCACGUACUGGCGUGAACCCCCUCCCGAUCUUGAGGCAUUUUCAUGUACAGACAGCGAAGCUGAAGACGAGGAGGCAGAAGAGGAGGAAGAAGAGGAAGAGGAAGAGGAAGAGGAAGAGGAGGAGGAAGAGGAGGAGGAAGAGGAAGAAGAAGAAGAGGAUGAACUUGAGGAAGACGAGGAGUAUGACGGGAAGCUCAGCGACGAAGAUGGCAGCGAGGCUCUGGAGGAAGAGAUCGACGAAGAGGAGGACCUGGGUGCCAGUUAUAUCUCGCAAGAUUCCGUGGACGGGUCUGAAUUGGCAGAUGAGCAGAAUGUUCUGCCUGAGGACGAGGUAGAGACUGUGGAUGUCACUCAGCGGUCACCCCGGGGGUCACCGUCUCGUUGAGUUGCCAUCUUGUUGACACGGCGGGCAAUGAUUAGCGUGCCGUACGCUUGAUACCCCGGGAGAUUGUCGCCGAUGCUCAUGGGUGGCGUAGAUAGAGCUUGCAUGGGUCGUUUAUAGAACAUUGAGGCGUUGAGGACGCAUAGCAAUCGUGAUGUUUAAU
Molecule: messenger RNA, 2881 nt
Organism: Aspergillus saccharolyticus JOP 1030-1
Lineage: Eukaryota; Fungi; Ascomycota; Eurotiomycetes; Eurotiales; Aspergillaceae
Product: putative lipin Smp2
Exons: 5
Coding region: 421-2721 (766 amino acids)
Biological process (GO): triglyceride biosynthetic process; fatty acid catabolic process
Cellular component (GO): nucleus
Molecular function (GO): phosphatidate phosphatase activity
Source: RefSeq, a predicted model, not a curated record